Anneissia japonica is the source of this 1622-nucleotide messenger RNA. Its product is annotated as monocarboxylate transporter 13-like. Lineage: Eukaryota; Metazoa; Echinodermata; Crinoidea; Comatulida; Comatulidae. The transcript is spliced from 6 exons. The record is from RefSeq and is a predicted model, not a curated record. Gene Ontology annotation, molecular function: transmembrane transporter activity. The coding region runs from base 1 to 1521 and encodes 506 amino acids. Gene Ontology annotation, biological process: transmembrane transport.
AUGGACGAUCCAGUCGCGGCAAACGACUUAGAAAAAUCAACAUCUUCUGCCAAUACAGAAUCCCGUUUUUCUUCAAAGUCGUCCUACAGUUUCCAAGAAUGGACCAAUCACAGGCGAGGUUGGACUGUCACUAUUGGUGGAUUCUGCACGUAUUUCAUGAUGUUUGGGUUCGUGCAAUCAUUUGGUGUCUUUUACACAGCAUUCCAGGAAGAGUUCAACUCAAGCGCUGAAGCCACAGGUUGGAUCGGAUCACUCACCUUUUGUCUCCUCUGCAGCCUGUCUCCAAUAUCAAGCAUGUUAUUCGAAACAUUUAAUCACCGAAGUGUCAUAUGCACAGGAGUCGCGAUAUGUAGUGUUGGUAUCCUCAUUUCUUCGUUUGCACCCUCCAUCGGGUUUUUGUACUUCUCCUUCAGUGUCCUUGUUGGAACCGGGGUGAAUUUUAUAUACACACCAGUUCAACAGUUGGUUACCUGUUACUUUUCCACGAAUUGCUGUUCUCGAGCGACUUCAUUAGUACAGGCUGGAGCAACUGUCGGUAUGCUGGUGAUGACUCCGGUGUUUCAAUGCUUGUUGACAUCCGUAGGGUGGCGUAAUGCGUUACGUAUUGAAGCAGCGUUGAUGUUUAUAAUAUGUUCCAUGUGCACAAUGUCUUUUGAAGCACCACUCGUCAUCAGCCCUCCAUCUGGAGAUGAUGAUAGUGACAAUUUUAUAGCUGAUGCCAUCAAGACACGGAACAAGUCUCCGACUAACAGCUUGCACAAAAUUGUGUACAUGAUGCGAACCAUAAACUAUUGGUUCUUUAUGUCGGCGAUUUUCUUUGCUUAUUUGGCGGCUGCGUUUAUAUCCGUCUAUUUUGUGAGCAUUGCAGAGAGUGUCGGACUGUCAACAGAAAAGGCUGCACUCUUGACUUCCGUAUUAGGUAGCGGUGAACUGUGCGGAAGAAUAGCAUGUGCCGCCUUUGGCGACUAUCUUCCCUUUCAAAGAAUCUAUGUGCUGGUAGUAAGCUCGUUAAUAGGAACUUUUUCAAUGAUUUACGCAACUGAGAUCGAUACAGAUAGUGGCAUGGUGGCAUUUGCUAUAUGUAUAGGCUUCGCACGUUCUAUAAUAUACACCAUGCCGUUGUCCGUUGCAAUAGAAACAUUUGGAGCCGACAAAAGCACAGAAGCAUGUGCUCAUAUUUUGCUGGCAAGUGGCCUUUCCACCAUCGUUAUACCAUUCACUGGAGGUAAAACGUAUGACGUUACAAGUUCAUACACUUUGGCUCUGUGGAUCCAUGCAUUGUUCUGCUUCUUUGCAACAAUUCUUUUUCUCGCCAUCCCCGCCUACAAACGUUACCAACAGCGUCACGAGGACAAACUGACAUCAUUGAUCAACCAGAAGGCGGACAUUUUUACCAUCUCUGAUACCUUGCAGCCUAUCGAGGAUGCACUGCCAUCCUUAGAUGUUGAUGUUGCUUGUGGUGGUGAUGAAGUCCCACUGAAAGAUGUUCAGCUGGUAUUUCUUCAGGAUAAAGUAGAUUAACUAGUUGUGAAUUAAUAAAUGAAGAUAAUUCAGUAAAUGUGUAACAUGAUAAUUAGGUUACUGUACUAAUCUUGUAAAACCAUGCGAUAGUUAAUAAAAUA